Molecule: messenger RNA, 654 nt
Organism: Alternaria arborescens
Lineage: Eukaryota; Fungi; Ascomycota; Dothideomycetes; Pleosporales; Pleosporaceae
Exons: 1
Coding region: 1-654 (217 amino acids)
Source: RefSeq, a predicted model, not a curated record
AUGUCAGCAACACAGACCGUACAAAUUAUAAGCAUAUCCACAGCGCUGCUGGCGUCGGGUGGCAUCGCAGCAUUGUCCCUUUUCGACAUACCCAUGAUACAAUCACAACCGGCAUCCCGCUCUCUUCCUAUGGUACGCUGGCUUUUCUCACGGGGCUCUCACACCUUCCCAACCGCGGCAAUUACUUCAGCCUCCGGCUUCGUCUAUCUCGCUUACAGCGCCCUUCCCACCUCAUCUCUCAACUCCACAUCGUCAUUACUCCAGCAUGCUGUGAAGGGAAAGCCAGGACUCUACCUUGUAGCCGCAGUACUUUCCUUCAGCAUCGCACCAAUCACCAGUUUUAUGAUACCAACCAACUUUGCCCUUAUCAGGAAGAAUGAGGAACUGGGCGGGAGCCGAAGUGCAGCAUCUGCUGAGUAUCGAGAGAAAGCUGGAUUGAAGGGGCGAAGCGCUGAUGAAUCUGUCGAUAGCAAGGAUGACGUGAGUCAAUGGAAAGACUUGAGCGUACCACAAGAGAAGACCGAGAAGAACAGUAGCGAAGCGGAAGAUAAAGAAGUGAGCGAGCUGUUGGACAAGUUUGGUAAGCUAAACAUGCUCCGAGCGCUGGCUAUUGGGUUGGGUGGUAUUGCGGGGUUGAUGGCUGCGUUGGCGUAG